AUGGCGUCUGAGUUUGCGGCAGUAUGGCCGCCGCCAGGCCCAGAUUAUGACCGAGAUAAACCGUGGUUCUAUGAAUCACAGAGAGCAAAAGUCUUUCUUCGGUGGGUUGAAGAAGGACACGUUCAGCGGAAUGUUGAAGGUGCCAACACAUAUAACAACCUCCACCGUUCCUAUACCGAAGAGGUCGAGCCUUUGUAUAUGACUCAAGGCUUUCGGCAGGACUGGAACGUUGAAUGGAGGUUGUUCACGCACUUCAAUCAAAGUGCAACUUUGGCGGAGUUCGGAGUACCCGAGCCACCUGAGAUGCCAAUUUGGCGCGGACAGCAGAUCCGCGAACGAAUUGAGCAGAGAAGGGCUGCCGAAGCAAACACACAUACAAAAGAUGACCAUGAAGGCAUUUCUAGUCGUCGUGAAAGUGCGGGAGUGGGAGGUAACAAUCCAGACGUCGGUAGUGCCUUCCAACCCAAGUUCAAGCCCAAGAGGCGCAGAGGAAAAGGAAAAGAGCCUGGCGUAACAGACAGGGAGCCGGCUUGGAAUACUUUGACUCCGCAAGCAACUCAAGGGAACUUGCCAAACAUCUCAGAGAGAUGGAUGGAUAGAUUUCAAGACUCUGCUACGCGUUAUUCUCCUUCGGAGUCCUUCGUGGCAAGACCCUCACAGCGAGUCGAGGGUGUUGCCCGAAGUGAGCUCGCUGUACAAGUCAGUCGUCGACAUAAGUACAAGAAUGAAGUUGAGGAUUCGUUCAGCAUGAGCGACAUCCCUGAGUUCAAAGAACGUGAACCUAAGAUGUCAAAUUCUGCUGCCACAAGUGUAGAUCCACCUGCUCUCAGCGAGAGGCAGGAGGGAACUCCUUGGGGUAGCAUGAAUCCAACUGCUUUCAGACAGGGGCAGGCGGAGACUUCCUCAAGGAACAAGAAUCGGGAGCCACAUAGGACACCUAUUGCUGGUCCUUCCCUCAUCAAGAAAGAAGAAGAUUCAUUGGAUCAGAAGCCGAGCUUCAAGAACGCGCCUCGCAGACGUCAACCUAGACAUGCUCGCGAUGACGAAAAAGAAAGAAGCGAGCUAGAAAUAUACCGGGGUAUCUUUGGUGACCAUGCAGAAGUGAUGCUAGAACGUGUUCAAGCUUUGAGAGAAAUCAAGAGGCUUAGAGACUCGGUGGUAAACUGGAAGCCACCCUCUGCCUCGAAAUCUACGCAAGCCAGCAGGCGGCAGCGUUCUGAUGACGAGGAAGAGCAGCAGACCGCUAAGAAGAGGAAGCGUCAACGCAGAAGGCGAAAGCGCAAGCCUCGUUCUGGUGGUGGCUGUCGUGAGGAUGACGACCUGGGUGGUGAUGACGGUGAUGGCGGUGAUGGCGGUGCUGGCGGUACUGGAAAUGCAGCGAGCAAAUCCAGUACAGCCGCCCCAUCUGUAGCUUUAGCGUUGCCAUUUGUGGCAGUAGGAAGGUAG
This is a messenger RNA of Glarea lozoyensis ATCC 20868, 1446 nucleotides long. RefSeq lists its product as uncharacterized. The transcript has 2 exons. NCBI's taxonomy places the organism in Eukaryota, Fungi, Ascomycota, Leotiomycetes, Helotiales, Helotiaceae. The record is from RefSeq and is a predicted model, not a curated record. The coding region runs from base 1 to 1446 and encodes 481 amino acids.